Messenger RNA from Centruroides sculpturatus (bark scorpion), 1089 nucleotides. RefSeq names its product aminoacyl tRNA synthase complex-interacting multifunctional protein 1-like (gene AIMP1). The coding region runs from base 77 to 988 and encodes 303 amino acids. Lineage: Eukaryota; Metazoa; Arthropoda; Arachnida; Scorpiones; Buthidae. Gene Ontology annotation, molecular function: tRNA binding. The record is from RefSeq and is a predicted model, not a curated record. The transcript has 2 exons.
UUAAAUUUUUUCUCUAAAAAAGUGACAGCAGGGUGCGCUGUCGUUUGUACUCGCUGUGUAAACGUGAUAAUCAAAAAUGACGCUGGAAGAAGUUGUUGUACGUUUAUCGGAGAGAGCCAAAGCUAUGAAUGAAAUCAUUGAGAGAUCGUAUAAAAUGUUGGAGCAGAUGAAGAAGAGAAUAUAUUCCGAGCAAGAAAAGAAACUAAAAUUGGAAAAUAAGCAAUUACAAGAUGAAGUAGAGAUAUGGAAAUCGAAAUUAAUUGAUUUAGAAACUAAACAUGGUUUAAAACAGAUCCCAUUACCUACAAAUAAAGUAGAAAUUGAACCUGUAUCUGUUAUAACACCAGUUCAAAGCAGUAGUAAUGUUCCAGUAGUUAGCCAAGUAAAAGAUGAGUCACCUCCUAAACAUGACAAAAAUGACAAACCGGGUAAGCCAAAAAAAGUAGAAAAGAAAACUCCAAAACCAAAAGCCGACGGGGACGGAGAUGCACGACUGGUCGACGUCAGUCGCCUGGAUUUCAGAAUCGGGAUCAUUCAGACUGUUUCCAAACAUCCGGAUGCAGAUUCUCUUUACGUUGAACAGAUAGAUUUGGGUGAAGAUAAGCUGAGAACCGUUGUGUCCGGUCUGGUAAAGUUUGUGCCACUAGAAGAAAUGCAAAACCGGUGGGUUGUUGUACUGUGCAAUCUCAAGCCAGCCAAGAUGAGAGGGAUCUUGUCGGAGGCAAUGGUGAUGUGCGCAUCUACUCCCGAAAAAGUAGAAAUUCUGAAUCCUCCAUCUGGCUGUGUUCCAGGAGACAGGGUAUCCUUUGAGGGAUAUCCUGGUGAACCAGACACCUUACUGAAUCCUAAAAAGAAGAUAUUUGAGCAAGUUGCACCUGAUCUGAAAACAGAUGCAAAUUGUGUAGCCACUUACAAAGGAGUACCUUUUGUUGUCAAAGAUAAAGGCAUAAUAAAAGCAUCCACUUUAGCUAAUGUAAAUAUUAAGUAACAUUUCUCUUAUUGUAGAAUUAUUUGUAAUGUUAUAGAUUUAGUUAGGUUUUAAUUUGUGUGUAUCUUAUAAGAUUAAUAUAUUUUUGUGUUUACUAAUAU